UUCAAGAAAAAAAAAAAUUAAACAUAAAUAUUUAUCCAAAAAAGGAGUUUAAAUAAGACAGAAUAAAGGAAUAAUAUAAUAUAAUCCGUAAAGUAAUUGUUAAACAUGAUUAUUUAUACAAAUGCUUCGAAUCCUCUUGCGUUAAAGCUGUUAAUUGUUGCAAAACUCGCAAAGAAAAAUGUGGAGCUGAAAAUUGUCAACUUAAAUGAUACAGCGAUUGGUGAACCUCGACACUUACCAUGUUUAGAACUGGAUGAUGGGACUCAAUUCUUCAUGACCGAUGCAGCAGUCAAGUUUUUAAUGCACGGAAUUGAAGAAGAUGAUAAUACAAGAAGUCAAUGGUUAGAAUGGUCCACAACGAGAUUAGCGCCUGCAUUAGCGCAAAAAAUGUCUGUGGGACAUCGAGUCGAUCAAAAUGCUAACGUGGCUCUUAACUCAUUAGUUAAACUUCUUGACGAUACACUUAAAACGUCUAGUUUCAUCACUGGAAGUAAAAUUUCAUCAGCCGACAUAGCAAUUUGGUGUCUUCUUACUCCAAACGCCACUCUCGAGGGAUCUCAUAAUAUUGAGAAUGUUUUGAGAUGGUAUAAAGUCAUUGAAAAUCUUCCUGAAGUUAAGGAAUCAAUUGAAAUCGUUGGUCCAAUUAAGAACUUAAAUUUUUCGUCACUGCUACAAUGCAAUCGUUUUGGUGGAUUGCAUCAUGUAGAAUUAAUACCUCAUAUUGCUGAAUUAGAAACAAAGGUUUUGGCAGAAACACCUUCUUUAAUUUCUGAAACAAUCCUUCCAGCUGAAUUGGAACUUGCAAAGGCUUCAUUUGUCUAUGAAAGUGUCAAGCUAAAAGAAGAAGCCCGAACCAUAUUACCAAAAGCUAAUGAACGCAAUAUUCUCAUCACAUCUGCGCUUCCUUAUGUAAAUAAUGUCCCUCAUUUAGGAAACAUUAUUGGAUGUGUUUUAUCAGCUGAUAUUUUUGCCCGUUAUUCAAGGAUGAGUGGAUAUAAUACUUUAUUUGUUUGCGGAACUGAUGAGUAUGGGACGGCUACUGAAACUAAAGCACUUUCUGAAAAUCUAACAUGCAAACAGAUUUGCGAUAAAUAUUUUGAAAUUCAUAAUUCAAUAUAUCGAUGGUUUGGAAUUGGAUUUGAUUAUUUUGGGCGAACGACAACGAAAGAACAGACGGAAAUUGUUCAAGGCCUCUUUCUCGAUCUCUAUAAUCAGGGAUUAAUUGAAACUCAAGCUGUCGAACAGCUUCUUUGUCAAAAGUGUGACAGAUUUCUUGCAGAUAGAUUUGUUGAAGGAACUUGUCCACACAUUGGUUGUGGAUAUGAAGAUGCGCGUGGAGAUCAGUGCGAUAAAUGUGGAAAAUUGAUAAAUGCAAUUGAGUUAAUAAGACCUAGAUGUAAAGUCUGUAAUACUUCACCCGUUGUUCGACAAUCUGAUCAACUCUUUUUAAAUCUUCCAAAAAUUGAACCAAAAUUACGAGAAUGGAUUGAAACUGUCGAGAAUGAAUGGACAAAUAAUGCUAAAACAAUCACCAAAUCAUGGCUGAAAGAAGGACUUAAAACCCGAUGCAUCACAAGAGAUCUAAAAUGGGGAAUUCCUGUACCUUUAAAAGGCUAUGAGAGCAAAGUGUUUUAUGUAUGGUUUGAUGCUCCAAUUGGAUACAUCUCAAUUACUAGCAAAUAUACGAAAGAUUGGAAAGAAUGGUGGCAACCCAAAGAUGAUUCUAAGAAAAUUGAAUUGCUCCAAUUUAUGGCAAAAGAUAAUGUUCCUUUCCAUUCUGUCAUGUUUCCUUCAACCUUAAUUGGUGUCAAUAAAGGUCACACUCUUGUUUCUCGUAUAAUCUCUACAGAAUAUUUGAAUUACGAGAGUGGUAAAUUCAGUAAAAGUCGAGGAAUUGGUGUGUUUGGAAAUGAUGCACAAAAUACAGGAAUUGAGAGCGAUAUUUGGAGAUUUUAUUUAGCUUCAAUUCGACCUGAAGGUGGUCAGGAUUCUUGCUUUAGUUGGGAUGAUUUAGCUGCAAGAAAUAAUUCAGAGUUGUUGAAUAAUCUUGGCAAUUUUGUUAAUCGUGCCCUCAUGUUCUGUGAAAAGAAUUUUAAGUCAACUAUCUCCGACAUCACUCUAAAUAGCGAUGAUGUUAAUUUAUUAGCACUCAUCAAUAGAGAGUACAAAGGCUACAUCUUGUCAAUGGAAAAAGUAAGAUAUCGUGACGCAAUUCGACAUCUCCUAGGAAUAUCUCGACAUGGUAACUUGUACCUUCAAACUGAACAGCCCUGGGUUUCGCUCAAAGGAACUGAUGAACAAAAAUCUAGAGCUGGAAGUGUUAUAAGUUUGGCUUGUAAUAUUGCAUGCUUGAUAUCGAAACUUCUGUUUCCAAUCAUGCCUUCAACAUCUAGAAAAAUACAGUCUCAAUUGAACAUUGAUGUAACUCAAAUUACGUUUAGUCCAAGUAAACCACAAAUGAGUCUUUUGCUGAAAAACGGUCACAUUAUUGGAAAACCAGCACCGAUUUUCACAAAAAUUGAGCAAAGCGAUAUCGACAAGUUUAAAAAGAAGUAUGCAGGUGAACAGAAUGGCAAUAAAGGAACAAAAUCCGCCGAGACAAAAGCAUCUAAAACUGUCGAAGAAUUGGAAAAGGCAAUAGAAGAGCAAGGCAACAAGAUUCGAGGUCUCAAGAAGAACAAAGUCGAAAAGAGUGUUUUACAACCGGAGAUUAAUAUCUUAUUAGCUUUAAAGAAGGAUCUCGAAGAGAAAAAGAAGCAAGCACAAUAAAUCACGCUACAAUGUAUAUUAUACGCAUUUGACAUUAUCACAAAAAUAAAAGAUACUAAAUCUUAAUCUCAUAAAUUUCUUAUGUAUUUCUAUUGUGCUGCUGAAAUAAAUGAUUUUCUCUUCACUUAAUUGCCAAU
Molecule: messenger RNA, 2906 nt
Organism: Chironomus riparius
Lineage: Eukaryota; Metazoa; Arthropoda; Insecta; Diptera; Chironomidae
Source: the annotation of a GenBank genome assembly